Molecule: messenger RNA, 3458 nt
Organism: Phoenix dactylifera (date palm)
Lineage: Eukaryota; Viridiplantae; Streptophyta; Magnoliopsida; Arecales; Arecaceae
Gene: MEF9
Product: mitochondrial editing factor 9
Biological process (GO): RNA modification
Molecular function (GO): RNA binding; protein binding
Source: RefSeq, a predicted model, not a curated record
CAUGUGAUAAUCUUAUUGUGGUGGCUGGAUGAAAUUUAUAGUAAUAAUCUAAAUUGAACGGACUUAAAAGUUGACUGAUGUGGUUGUACUAAAUUAAAAUUUAGGAUGAAAUUGAAAAUUUUGAAGUAGUUCAGAAAUUUUUCGCGGGAUUAUUCGGCGCGGGCCUUGGAUCCCUCGGCUUACUGUAAGAUGCACGCGAUUAGAUCGACGGACAAAGCUGAGAACGGGCUCGUCGGACCCGAUCUUGAUAUAUAUUAAAAAAAUUAGGCCGGAGGGCAAAUUCCGAGCUCCACAGCCUCCGUCCGUCCGUCUCAAACCAGCUCUCUUCCUCCCUCUUCCUCUCAAGGCCUCAAACGCUAACCUCCGACGAGCCCCAUCCCGAGCCCGUCCCAAGCCUUCCAGCCGCCACGGCCCUCGUCAGAGCCCUUCGGCUUUUUCGAUAGUUCGCUGUCGCCUCCCGCUCCCACGUCCCGACUCCGACCGGUUUGGCGACAAACUAAGCCUGCAUGUCUAAUUUUGUAGAUGAAGGUAUUUGCAAGGAAGAACUUCGGAAAUAUGGAACCAGAAAUUGACGUGGAAGUUAUAGAUAGAGGUCUUACCUGUAUUGGUUAUGUGGUUACUCGGUUCAUCCAAUAUCAUCCUUUGCACCAUUAGCCAUCCAAUUCUAAAUGAUGUAAAUGCCUUCUCUUUCUUAAACCUUUCCCAAAAUCCAAGGAAAAGUGAAUAGAAAGAAAAGAGCAUGAGGAGGUGGAUGCACUUUGCCACCCACCGUGCUAUUGCCACUGCUCGCUCCGGCGACAAACCCAACCUCCUUCGUCGGCAGAACCAGGCCCUCUCCAAGCUCAUCCAGAGCGGCCGCCUCCAUGAGGCGAGGCGGGUCUUCGAUGCCCUCCCCCACCGCAAUGUCAUCACCUGGAACUCCAUGCUUACUGGCUAUGUCCGCCACUGCGAGCUUGCUCUUGCCCGGAGGCUCUUCAAUGAAAUGCCGCAGAGAGAUGUCGUAUCCUAUAACUCCAUGCUCUCUGGCUAUGCCCUCUCCAGGGAUGGUGGGGAGCUCAAGGAGGGACGCCACCUGUUUGAUCAGAUGCCACUAAAGGAUACUGUGUCAUGGAACACCAUGAUCAGUGGGUAUGCGAGGAAUGGGAGGAUGGGCGAGGCGAUGCACCUCUUUGAUACAAUGCCAGAGAAGAAUGUCAUCUCCUGGAACACCAUGAUCACUGGCUUUCUUGGAGUUGGUGAUGUUAGAAGGGCAACUGAGUUGUUUGAGAGUAUGCCAGUUCGGGAUGCAGCAUCCUUGAAUGCUCUAGUAUCAGGUCUCAUUCGGAAUGGCAGACUGGAAAUGGCUGAAGAAAUUCUCAUUCAGAGUGGGACAAUUAACAAGAUCGAAGGGGCUGUUGAUGCUUAUAACACUAUGAUUGCAGGCUAUGGCCAAAGAGGAAAGGUUGAGGAAGCUCGAAGACUAUUCGAUUUGAUUCCUUACCAACCUUAUCAAGAAAGAAAAGGAGGUGAGGAAAUAAAGAAAACACGUCACUGCUUCAAAUGUUUCGAGAGGAAUGCCGUGUCAUGGAAUUCUAUGAUCAUGUGUUAUGUGAAAGCUGGGGAUCUUUGCUCGGCAAGAGCUCUCUUUGAUGAGAUGCCUGAAAGAGACUUGUUCUCAUGGAACACAAUGAUCACAGGGUACGUGCAAGCACAGGAGAUGAAUGAGGCACAAUCACUCUUCCAAGAAUUUCCAGAUCCAGAUGUUAGGUCAUGGAACUUGAUGAUAUGUGGGUUUACUCAGAAAGGUGAGGUGGAACAAGCACGAGAAUUUUUCGAUAGGAUGCCUCAAAAGAGCACCGUCUCUUGGAAUACAAUGAUAGCUGGAUAUGAGCAAAAUGGAGACUAUGAAGGAGCCAUCGAGUUGUUCUCGAAGAUGCAAGUGGUUAGAGAGAAACCGGACCGGCAUACCUUGUCUUCGGUGCUUAGUGCUUGUGCUGGGCUUGCCAUACUGCAUUUAGGAACUCAAAUCCACCAGCUUGUUACUAAGACAAUAGUAGCAGACAUUCCAAUAAAUAAUGCGCUCAUUACAAUGUAUGCACGGUGUGGGAACUUGAUGGAUGCAAUGGCUAUUUUUGAUGGAAGGGAUAUGCAGCGAGAUGUUGUCUCAUGGAAUGCAAUGAUUGGAGGCUAUGCAAAGCAUGGGUUUGCAAGUGAGGCUCUUGAGCUCUUUGAAGAUAUGAAGAGGAGGAAGAUGAGGCCAACCCACAUAACAUUUACAUCUGUGUUGAAUGCUUGUGGCCAUGCAGGAUUAGUGGAUGAGGGAAGGAGGGAAUUUGAUUCCAUGGUUCAUGAGUUCAAUAUUGUGCCAAGAGUCGAACAUUAUGCUUCACUUGUUGACCUCAUUGGCCGACAUGGGCAGCUUGAAGAUGCAAUGGAAGUGAUCAAUAGCAUGACUGUCCCACCAGAUAAGGCAGUGUGGGGAGCCUUGCUUGGUGCUUGUAGGGUUCACAAUAAUGUGGAAUUGGCUCGGGUAGCUGCAAAGGCCUUGGUGGAGAUUGAACCAGAGAGCUCUGCUCCAUAUGUACUCCUAUACAACAUGCAUGCAGAUGAGGGGAGGUGGGAUGAUGCUAUUAAACUAAGGGAAAUGAUGGAUAAACAUAGGGUUUUAAAACAGCCUGGUUAUAGUUGGAUAGAGAUGCAUGACAGUGUUCACAUGUUUAUUUCCGGAGAUAGGUCUCAUCCUCUUUCAAAUCAGAUAUAUUCAUUAUUAGAGAGUAGCAAUAGGGUCAUCAGAGACUUGCAGCUUGAUUGAGUUGCAUAGCAAUGUGCCAAGAUAUAAUUAUAAAUGAUUGAUUGAGUUUGUAAAAGAAUUUGUAUCCGUAUAGUCUAACCAUUUUGAUGUUCAAUGUUGUCAUUGCUAUAAAAGCAUUUGAUGCCAUGAAUAUCAAGGAGUUUCCACAGAAAUACUACCCGAAAAGGUGGUGUAAGGAUGCUAAAUCUAGCACAGGAAGAUCCGAUCAAGGACCAAGUCUAAUAGAUCCUAAAGUAUGUGUAACAAAUUCUUGUUCUUCGGCAAUUAGCACAUAAGUUACAUUCUUACAAGGGCUUCACAAAGUAAUAAGGGAUAUGAAUAUGCCCAAGAAUUAGCAGAAGGUCUCACUGGAGAAGGUGGAGGCAUCUGUGCAGAAAGGAGUUGAAGAGGGGUCUUCUGCAAAUUCCCUCAAUUGAAAUUAGUGGAAGUGGGAGCUAAUGCAAUCUCUCUUUCGAUGCCUUCUUGGUGAGGCCUUCUUCCAUACAUCCAUUUCUUUCUUUCAGUCAUACUGUUGAGAUUCCAAAUGUUUUCCUUCUUUUUCUUGUUAUAUUGGAUUGGCGAUUCCCUAUUUUUUCAAAAUUUUUGAUUAAAACCUUUAUAUUUUCUAGGAAUAUGCAUGUAACACGAAGGUUAUGACUGAAUAGUCAAAAUUUCCAUGUUUUUCUGA